AUGUUUUUAACAAAAUUAAUAUAUCUUCUAUUAUUUUUAUCAUCAUUAUGUACAGCAAAUCGUUGGUAUCGAAUGUUCUAUUCAAAUCAUGAUGAUUCAUGUAUUGAUCGUCAUAAUCGCUAUCAACGAUGUAUACCUGAUUUUAUAAAUGCAGCUUUUCGUAAAACAAUCUAUGCAACAUCAACAUGUGGUAAUCCUAUAAAAGAAUAUUGUUCAAAUAAAAAUAUAUGUCAUUUAUGUGAUUCAUCACAAAUCAAUACAAGUUAUCCAAUUGAUUAUUUAACUGAUAUUAAUAAUCCAAAUAAUUUAACAUGUUGGCAAUCAAAUUUUAUUAAAUCAGGAGAAAAUGUUUCAUUAUUAUUAUCAUUAAAUAAAAAAUUUGAAUUAACUUAUAUUAGUUUACAAUUUUGUUCAGAUACUAAACCAGAUUCUAUGGCUAUUUAUAAGAGUAUGGAUAUGGGUUUAUCAUGGAUACCAUUACAAUAUUAUUCAGAUAAUUGUGAAGAAAUUUUUAAUAAAAGUUCACAUGGUAUAAUAACACAUUCAAAUGAACAAGAAGCUUUAUGUGUUGAUACUAAAUUGCAAUUAUCAUCAUCAAUUAGUGAAUCACGUAUUGCGUUUAGUACACUUGAAGGUCGUCCAUCAGCAUAUGAAUUUGAUACAAGUCCAGUUUUACAAGACUGGGUUACAGCAACCGAUAUUAAAAUUGUUUUAUUAUUAUCAAAUACCGAUAAAAAGUAUUAUUCUAUAGCUGAUUUUGCUGUUGGUGGACGAUGUAAAUGUAAUGGACAUGCAUCAAAAUGUAUUACAAAUAGUGAUGGCCGUUUAGUAUGUGAUUGUAAACAUAAUACAGCAGGUGAUGACUGUGAAAGAUGUAAAGAUUUUCAUUAUGAUCGACCAUGGGCUCGUGCAACACCACGUGAUGCAAACGAAUGUAUUGCAUGUAAUUGUAACAAUCAUUCGCGACAAUGUCGUUUCAAUAAAGAACUUUAUCUUUUAUCGGGUCGUAAAUCAGGUGGAAUUUGUAUACAAUGUAAACAUAAUACAGUUGGUCGUCAUUGUAGUUAUUGCAAAGAAACAUUUUAUCGAGAUCCAAAUUUACCAAUAAUACAUCCAGAAAUUUGUAAAGGUAUGAAUGAAAAACAAAAACUCACAAAACAAAAGAAAUGAUUCAAUCGAUGAAUCAAUUUAAAUUCAUUAAUUACUUUGUUUUUAAUAUUCUUUUCAUUCUUAGUUUUUCUACUGAGGUUCCUUUUCCAAUCUGUCUUUGUAUACAGAUGUUCCACUAUA
This is a messenger RNA of Rotaria sordida, 1290 nucleotides long. Lineage: Eukaryota; Metazoa; Rotifera; Eurotatoria; Philodinida; Philodinidae. The record is from the annotation of a GenBank genome assembly.